CUGGUACUUAUUUUGGUAAUAAUAUCCUACCGGAUUGGUAGAAGGUUAUUUCUUAGUGGUAGCUUUUACAUUACUGAACGGUAAUGUCUUUUGUUACCUGCUCCGAUAAAGUAACAUACAUAUAUGCCCCGAUGAGUAAUGAUUUCAUACCAGUUUUCUAAGAGUGCAAAUUUAUUUCAGUUAAAAUUAAUUUUUAUAUUAAUUCCAGCUGGACACGGUGCAUUGUUUAAUAAAAGUGCAUUUAGAUAAGGUAGCUUUAUCUCAUCAUGCUACCUAGUAUCCGGUCUAGCCCAUCUUCAGUUUUAACAGAAUUAUUACAACACGAAUUCAUGUACAUAAUACUGGUACAUAUUUAAACUUCCUAAUUAAUAAAAGACAAACAUGAAUUAUUAUCUUAAUUCGCGAAUUCUGCUCGACUUCACACUUCAUGUAAUUAUCACCUUAUCAAGUGCGAUGCGAAAUUUUGGGCAAGUUAAUUAAUUUAUCUUGCAGAACUCUUUAAGCUUAAAUUUCAACUACUUACAUAUAUACAUAUUUAUUAUUUCUUUUGUAGGAUUUGAAUUUUAAAAUUUAGCCUAUAGCUUAUGUCACAGACAAAAUUUGAUGUAUGCUUAAUCUUCACUCGUUUUUCUGAUCAAGGCCAUUGCAAUUUUUGGAAUGAAUUAAUGUAGAUGAAGAUACAGGAAACUCGCCCAUAUCAUUAUGAUUGACGAAAAAAUUCUCUUGGAGGAUACCUCGCACCUGUUGAAUUUCUCCUAAUGAUGAAAUCAACAGGUUACAGCUUUGGAAUUCCCGGCUUAUUAAUCGUAAGUCUAUGAGGUGUCUACCUGGCUGGAUGCCGAAGUGCAUAUAAACCCACUGACCUACCUCGGCACCAGUGCCAAACACAUUUCAGCAGUCAUGCCGCACAUUACGGAUUUAGUACAGUCUUGGUUUUUCCCGGACUUUGAGACCUCUUACGUGGAAUGGAACUACACGAAGAAUCCGACAAUUGAACCCUUCUCAUUUGAGCGGGACUAUUUCGAUCUGGCGUCAUGUCGCAAGUUUUGGUGGAAAAAUUCCCGUCUAGUCAUCCAAAUUGCGAUCCUUUAUAUUCUAACGGUUCAUGGCUUAGCUUGGUGGAUGAAGAACCGGAAGCCGUUUGAUCUUAAGAAAGGAUUAUUCGCAUGGAAUGUGGCACUCGCCGUUUUCUCCGCUUUCGGUUGGAUUCGGAUAUUCUCAGAACUGUGGGACGUGCUCUCUAGUCAGAAUGGUUUUCAUAGAUCGGUUUGCGUAAGGGACAUGUUUAACGUUUCGACUGGAUUCUGGUCGGUGGUGGUGCCCAUGUCCAAACUGGCAGAAUUUGUGGACACAAUCUUUAUCGUCUUGAGGAAGAGGCCGCUAACAUUUUUACAUGUUUAUCACCAUUCCGUGACGUUCGUGAUAAGCGUUAGCACCACCGUGCAGGGGGAACCGAUUAUCCGAUAUUAUGGAUCUCUUAACCUCAUGGUGCACACGUUGAUGUAUACCUACUUUGCGCUAUCGGCAAUUGAUUACAAACCAUCGCGGAAAUUCGCAAUGUGUCUCACCACUGUGCAAAUUCUUCAGUUCGUCGUUAUGCUGGGAGCCCAUGGAUACGCGAUUGGUGUAAAAUUGAGUGGGCAGCCAUGCGCGGUGUCUCGGGAAAGCAGCGUCACUACAAGUGUCAUCAUUUUUUCAUAUCUGAUCCUCUUCUGUCACGUAUUUUACAAAAAUUACUUAAACUGUACUCCAAAAUCGAGGGCAUCAAGAAUCCAAAAGGUAAAAUAAUAAAUUCACAGACUCACAAAUUUCACAGUAAAAUAAUAAAUCAAUUUUAUAAUUGUUUGAACUAACUUUUGACAUAAAAAUUAAUUUUAAAGAAAUAUAAUUAAAACUCUGUAGUUAAUGAUAUUUCUUAGAAUUAUAGUCUCACAAUCAGUGAGGUUAAUGUUUGUACAUAUCGAUUCUGCGUAGUAAAUUUCUUCGACAUUGUAAUUCUUGUAUCUAAUGUAAACCGUGGGGUACAUACAUUAUGCAUGUAUUUAUGUAUCUACUCAAACACUCUAGAUUUGCAUAAUAAACCCUGCAUUAAUAUAGAUUUGUGGGUAAAUACAUAUUUAUGGAAAGUGAUACAUUUUAUCUUGAAA
Folsomia candida is the source of this 2147-nucleotide messenger RNA. RefSeq names its product elongation of very long chain fatty acids protein 6-like. NCBI's taxonomy places the organism in Eukaryota, Metazoa, Arthropoda, Collembola, Entomobryomorpha, Isotomidae. Gene Ontology annotation, molecular function: fatty acid elongase activity. The record is from RefSeq and is a predicted model, not a curated record. Bases 901 to 1788 code for a protein of 295 amino acids. The transcript is spliced from 7 exons. Gene Ontology annotation, biological process: fatty acid elongation, saturated fatty acid; fatty acid elongation, polyunsaturated fatty acid; very long-chain fatty acid biosynthetic process. Gene Ontology annotation, cellular component: endoplasmic reticulum membrane.